UAUCGGGCGCAUACGGCGGCGGUGUGGGUCGCUGUUAAAGUUCGGUCUCGGUUAGUUUUUGCGAGCCAUGGAGAGUGACUUUUAUCUGCGUUACUACGUGGGUCACAAGGGCAAGUUCGGCCACGAGUUCUUGGAGUUUGAGUUCCGACCCGACGGGAAAUUGAGAUAUGCCAACAACAGCAAUUACAAAAAUGAUGUCAUGAUCAGAAAAGAGGCUUAUGUACAUAAAAGUGUGAUGGAGGAACUGAAGAGAAUAAUUGAUGACAGUGAAAUUACCAAAGAGGAUGAUGCUUUGUGGCCUCCUCCUGACAGAGUGGGCCGGCAGGAGCUUGAAAUUGUCAUUGGAGAUGAACACAUUUCUUUCACAACAUCAAAAAUUGGUUCCCUUAUUGAUGUCAAUCAAUCCAAGGAUCCAGAAGGCCUACGAGUAUUUUAUUAUCUUGUCCAGGACCUGAAGUGUUUGGUCUUCAGUCUUAUUGGAUUACACUUCAAGAUUAAGCCAAUCUAGAUUGAAUAUUGGUGUGGACACAAGGGGGUGGGAAUAGCUGUUUUUAAUUACCAUUAUCAGGAAAUUUUUGUGUAUAGGGCAAUAUUUUUUUUAUAAACUAUAAAUGAUUGUCUUUAAUAAAUAUAUGACAAAAUGCAA
Messenger RNA from Diceros bicornis minor, 646 nucleotides. It is a transcript of the gene MAGOH, whose product is annotated as mago homolog, exon junction complex subunit. Gene Ontology annotation, cellular component: nucleus; exon-exon junction complex; catalytic step 2 spliceosome. Gene Ontology annotation, biological process: RNA splicing. Lineage: Eukaryota; Metazoa; Chordata; Mammalia; Perissodactyla; Rhinocerotidae. The coding region runs from base 68 to 508 and encodes 146 amino acids. The record is from RefSeq and is a predicted model, not a curated record. The transcript has 5 exons.